This is a messenger RNA of Salpingoeca rosetta, 525 nucleotides long. RefSeq lists its product as uncharacterized. Gene Ontology annotation, cellular component: ciliary membrane; ciliary transition zone. The record is from RefSeq and is a predicted model, not a curated record. The transcript has 4 exons. Gene Ontology annotation, biological process: cilium assembly; regulation of protein localization. The coding region runs from base 46 to 525 and encodes 159 amino acids. NCBI's taxonomy places the organism in Eukaryota, Choanoflagellata, Craspedida, Salpingoecidae.
CACACACACACACACACACACACAUCGCACACAUCGCACACGGACAUGGUUUGUGUGUUGGCGGAGCCUUUGGAGAGGCGAUGGCAUGCUGGGCCAUGCAGUGGGGCAGGGCUGUGCGCCUUCUUGGGCCUGGUCAUCAUCGUCGUCGCCCCUCUGCUCGUCUGCAUUCGAACCGGAGGUUUCCUGCUGGAGGAAGCCACGUACAGGGAGGAUCCGCUGGUCUUCUUCCAGAAUGAGAUUGUGGUCACGGCGCUGGACUCGGCCGGCCUGCCCAUCAUGACGUGGACAUCCAUUCCCGAAAUCAACGCCAUGCUGGGAGAUGCGCUCCGCUUUCCCGUCGUUACGGCGCGUGAGCGUGAUGCAAACUUUGAUGGGAGACCGGAGGACCUGGAGAUUGACAUUUCGCUGCCGCUGCUCGGUACAGAGCACGUGGCCUCCGUGAACCUUAUGCUCGGCUUCUCCUACGAGCUGCAGGACGCCGCCGAUAUGACAAUGCAGAGUCUCGCGUACAUUUCAGAAGCGUGA